AUGCGAACCAUAUGCUUGCUUGCACUCUCUGCGAUAUUCUCGUCGAUCUCCGCUCAAGUCCCGGCUCCUGUGGGAAAGGCUCCGGCAACAGUUCUAGCACGACGAGUACUCCCGAACGGAGAUAUCGAGCUUCUGGUUCCCUUCGAAGAAACCUUUCUGCGGAACGGAGAACGCGUAGCUUACGUGACGUCAUAUACUUGUGUGAGAACCGUCAUUAACGCUGGACGAUCACGACAGUACAGAGAAAAAUGUAUACCCCGAGUAGUGAUCGCGGAGCCCGUCACACAAGCACCCACGACCCCAACGACGAAACCUCCGCCGACGACGACGGCGCCAACGACCACUACACGGUCUCCUUAUCCUUACCCCUAUCCGUACCCGUAUCCAUAUCCGACAACAGCUCGUCCGUAUCCGUACCCAUAUCCGUACCCUAACCCUCAACCGAAUCCAUAUCCUUACCCGGACCCGAAUGGUCAGAACUGGUACCUGGUGCUGAGGAGACUUGGCUAUCCCGACUAUAUCGUACCGUAUCCGAAUCCAGGGAAAAAACGCUGA
Messenger RNA from Galendromus occidentalis (western predatory mite), 555 nucleotides. RefSeq names its product pleckstrin homology-like domain family A member 1. NCBI's taxonomy places the organism in Eukaryota, Metazoa, Arthropoda, Arachnida, Mesostigmata, Phytoseiidae. The record is from RefSeq and is a predicted model, not a curated record. Bases 1 to 555 code for a protein of 184 amino acids. The transcript has 4 exons.